Linepithema humile (Argentine ant) is the source of this 4983-nucleotide messenger RNA. Its product is annotated as PR domain zinc finger protein 10-like. NCBI's taxonomy places the organism in Eukaryota, Metazoa, Arthropoda, Insecta, Hymenoptera, Formicidae. Gene Ontology annotation, cellular component: nucleus. Gene Ontology annotation, biological process: positive regulation of transcription by RNA polymerase II. The record is from RefSeq and is a predicted model, not a curated record.
GCAGUUCAGUAGACAACAGCCGCGCGGCCGUAAUUGUCGAUCAAUCUUUAACUCUCUUGCAGUUGUCGGUUAUUAUUAUGGUAGCCGAUUAUCUUAAUAGAGUUCUAUGUCUCGUCGUGCUUUAAUUAGCCUCUCGCUCCCUGACAGUGCGAUAAUAAUGUGCUAAAGAAGCGAGUAAUUUUUCAGUGUCCGUGUGUGAAAUAAAUUAAAGGGUUGGUGAUAAAGCGUUUCUCUUGAAGGAGGAAGACUGUCACCUCGGGAUGAUUUAUGAGAAUCUAGAAAUGUGGUGCUCAAACGCGAUGUAAAAUUGAUGUCGUCGACUGUUGACGAGUCAGUGCUGCUGCACCAGCAAGUGCAUCGCAACGAGCAAGAGGUGCAUCGACUUCGAAACCUACAUAUAUGUUGAGGCUGGCACGGGCGACGAAAUAUCCGACUCCUCUGGUGCGAUACAGGACGUAAGAUGGAUCCAAGGGGCCCUCCUGAGGGGGCCCCUGCUGAGUCCUUUGAGAUAUCCAGCAUUGACAAGGGAGCUGACAUUUCAGUGAAUUGGCCUACUGAUCACGCUUUUGCUUCAUCCUUGUGUGAACAACCGAAAAAAUUGAACAACAGGCUUCUAUUUUUGACUGUGGAAUAUGUGGAGGAUCAGUCACGAUUAUUUCCCACAUAUGAGCAGAUUUCCUUUUCUCCGAGGGCAGCAUCCCCUCUGUCCGAAUUUGAGCACCGCGUCAGUCCACUUGACCCAAAUAUGAGCUCGACUGCUAGAUACUCUCCUACUCCGGUCCAAUUGCCCUCUUCUCCUUUCCAUAAUUCGGUUGUUGUGCUUCAGAGCCCUUCUUCUCCUUUGAUAUCCCAACCUGAACCAAACAUAAGAACAAGCAUCAAUUAUGUGACUCAACUGGCUCAUCCGAUUGACACUCAGACUGUAUCUCAAACAGAUACUACUACAGACUUUGUUGGCAAUGGGAAUGAAGAGGGACUGGUAUCGAGCGUCAACAGUGAAUUGAUUUUAAUGCAAGAAGCUACGCCUGAGUUGGAAUCUUCAGCAACCCCAUUAAUGCUAACAGGAAUACCAAGCACAGACUUUAAUCUAACCAGAGAGUUUUUGGUGAUGCAAGAUGAUCAAAUAAACGUUAUCAGUACGUUUAAAAAUCAAAAUAUGGAGAUAGAAGACAAUCAUGUUACUUUACCAUCAGUAACGGAAGGCGCAAACAAAGAAAAUAAUAAUUUUAUUAUACCAGAAUGUGAUAAAGAAGAUCAACAAAUUAUCAAAUACGAGCAAAUUACGAAGGAAUCACCACCAACUGAAAAGAAGAAAACGAUUGAGAAGAAAGAUGUGAGAAGAUCCAAGCGACUUAUAACAGAUAAAAAGGAUUUCUGGUGCGACGACUACGACACUAAUUGCACGAAAGACGAUAGCUGUAAUCUGAACGAUGUGUGCACAAUCGCAGAUCAACCAGUACCAUCGCGUGCUGUAGCAACACUGCCAGGAUCAUAUCUUUCGUUAAACAAGCUAUCUACUUCGCAUGCUGCAGCGAAUGACGUGACCUACGGAGUCUUUGCAAAACGUAAUAUUCGAAAGCGCACACAAUUUGGGCCUAUAGAAGGCGUACUGUGCGCUUACGACGGUUUGCCCUUUGAAAACGCUUUACCAUUGCUUUAUGAAACUGAAACUGGUGAAUUUCUGAAAGUGGAUGUCUCCAACGAAAAUACUUCAAAUUGGAUGCGUUUUGUGCGACCCGCACUCUCGUAUAAGGAGCAGAAUUUAAUAAUUUGUCAGCAGAAGGAUGGAAUAGUAUUUCUGACUAAUAGAAACAUCUCGCCAAAGGAAGAGUUAAAAGCAGGCCCUAGUCCAGACUACGCAAGUCGCAGAAAUUUGCCGUUAUUUAAACCAGACAUAAAAGAUGAGAAAGAAGUUAAUAAUCUAGUACCUGGAUGGCCGCGUUUGGAUGGCAAUUCUUACAAUCGACGCAUAAAAAUGUUACGCGGCAGAAAUAUGAAGGAAAAGGAGAACUCGCGGCAAAACAAGUGCAACAAAGAAUGGAAAUGUUCCGUGUGCCACUUGAUUUUCAGAAAACAGUCUCUGCUCAACCUGCACACAGCCGUUCAUUCUUCUAUCGAUAUCAAAAUAGAGAAUCAAACGUCCGCAUGCCCACAGUGCGGACUGGAAUUUCAGAAGCAAAGCGAGUUGGUGAAUCACGUAUCUCAGCACGGACGAUCGGCGCUAUCCAAAACGAAGAGAUUAACUCCUCUAAGUACAUACAAGUGUUCAAUGUGUUACAAACGUUUUGCUACGAAGAUACGAUUACAACAGCACUGCUUGGCGCAUGGUGCUGAGGACCAAAAACCACUGCCAUGCAGUAUCUGCUUGAAGCGAUUUAUGAACAACUCCGCGUUGUCCGGUCAUCUGAAAACGCAUAAAGAAAAUAAGCAGGUCUUCGAAUGCCCAAUGUGCAAGCAGCUAUUUCGCCAAGGUACGAUGCUGAAGGAUCACGUUGAGACACAUAGAAAUCCAGACGGUAUAUUCAGCUGUCCCCACUGCCAGCGAACGUUUAUCAAAUAUUCGGUCAUUCGCAAACACAUUCGUGCACAUCACUGCGAAAGGAAGCACAAAUGUCAACACUGUGCGAAACGUUUCCCGACGGUCGACAAAUUGCGAAUGCAUCUGCUAAAACAUUCCGAUCAUAGAGAAUUCCAUUGUGCAAACUGUGGUAAACGAUUUAAGAGAAAGGACAAAUUAAAAGAACACAUGACUAAGAUACAUCAUUCUCAAACGGUUAACGGAGAUCAAAUGACACAAAAUAACCAGACCAAGAAAUUUGUGCCAAAGGUGAAUCCGAGUGAUUACAAUCGCUUCAUUUACAAAUGUCAUCAAUGCCUGGUGGGUUUCAAGCGAAGAGGAAUGCUGGUGAAUCAUCUUGCGAAACGGCAUCCCGACGUCGCACCGGAAUCUGUGCCAGAAUUGAACUUACCAAUUUUGCGACAAACCAGAGAUUAUUACUGCCAGUAUUGUGACAAGGUUUAUAAAAGUAGCAGCAAGCGUAAAGCGCAUAUUAUGAAGAACCAUCCCGGUGCGGCUUUGCCGCCUAGCAACCGGCAAAAGGAAUCCGAGUUCUCGGGACUGCCGAAUCCAAGCUUCAGCCAAACAGUGGGCAGCAUCACUACUAGUCCGCAAGGCUGCCAAUGGUGUCACAAACAAUACGCCAGCAAGGCAAAACUCUUGCAACACCAACGCAAGAAACAUGCUCAUUUGAUGGAGCCGGCGGAUCAGAUACCGCGAUCGCGGAACCGACCGCCGCAAAAUCAAAAUCAGCCACCCACGUUGAACGAUAACAACUUCCUGAUAUCCGACUAUAUACAGGGAUGCGAUAUCAAUGCGGAUUUCCUCAAGCAGAAAAUAAUCAAAAUCACGAAUGACGUUGAUCUGAUAAGCAACGGAGGCCUGGAGAUGGUCGCUCAGCAAUUUGUGCGUAUGCGCGACAUACGCUGAGGAGAAACGUGGCAUCCUCGACACGGGGGAUGAGUGUCGCUAAUUUAACGAGAUAUGAAUCUCGCGAUCUUUGUACACAGCCGAGGUAGGUUGUGCUUUUUUGCUGCCGUUACCAAAUCGUGGCGAUGCCGUUUGGUCGAAGCGGCGGAGCAUGUCGCCCGAGAAUAUUUGGGAAUACGCAGCUUUGUCGGCGCCGGUGCGAAACACUCGGCGCUGUUUUGUUGGUUGUAUGUUGGUCGGUUGGUCGACAACGACGGCCGAUGAUAAAUAGUGACUUUGGCAGAUUUGUUGGAGAGGGAGAAAAUGCAGUUUUAAAAGUACUUUUUCCGAGCCUCGAAACGAAAAAAAAAAAGAGAUGCCUAACAACGUCGACUGGAAACCAGCGAGGCUCGAGUCUACUUGUUACGGAGAACACUGUAGUCUCGUACAAUUGUUGAGAUCUUUUCUUGAAGUAUUAAGGAUACCGUACAGAGAAAAAGAAAAAAAAAAAGGUAGAAGACCUGGUACUAUCGACACGUCCUUUACAUUAGGCCUGAUAGUUUUACUUUUAAAAUCUAUACCAAGCUUGAAAAUCCUAUGUUGUUCGAGUGUGAAGUAGAUGGACCAAAUUUAAGCGUCAAGUUUAAAGAGGAUGUUUAAGCCCGGCUUAAAUUUGGCGGUGAUGAAAUCCGUUGUGUCUUAGAUCAACGUGAUUUCUUCCGCGCAACGAUAAUUGUGUGGACGAGUAAUGUUUAAAAGUCAUUGUUCGCGACGUAUUUGGCUUCACUAAACAGCGAUUGUCUGUAGAUUACGUGAAAGCUUGCGAUCUCUGUAAGGAAAUCGUCCAUUUCACUUUUUGCUCUUUCUCUCUCGUAUUUCCAAGAUUUCGUCGUAAACGCUUGGCGUCCACGUUCUCAUUUUAGAAUAAUGUACAAGUAACACACGUCCUUAGAUCUCCAAUGGAACAUAUUGUUUUCACGUAAUCAUUUCGUAAUCGCUGAUCUCAUUCGUGUAUGAAUCUAGCGUCACAAGCCAAGUGACCGUUUGAAUCGUCAGCUCGAGAUGUCUGGUUUAAAUCAACGCACGGUAUUGUAGUUAAGUAGCCAAGGGGACUUUUGCUCUCGCGAUUUAACGAGCAACGUACGUGUAUUUUAAGCUAUGUAUAUCUGGCCACCACGUCACUCACACAUCAGCACACGUACACCAAAAGUUUCCACAACGAUUGUUCAAGAUUGUGUAUUCCGCAACGUCUGAAUUCGGAAUAAUUGUGCCCUUUCGUGAACCCUAUCCGAUUGCCGUAUAUUCCAUAAAUGAAAUCCCGCACGAACAAUUUUCACACUCGGAGAAAAUCAUCAAUGAAAUGACAACGUUGAAAUUUAUUUUACACACGGUAUAUACACGACAUACAUUAUCGCAAUUACGAAGCAGAAGAUUGCAUAUUUGUCGAUGUCGUUAAGUACAUGGAGGACUGUACUGUAAACAUGACGUAAAUAAAGUUAUUCGAUGACUGCAUCAUU